Molecule: messenger RNA, 2178 nt
Organism: Synchytrium microbalum
Lineage: Eukaryota; Fungi; Chytridiomycota; Chytridiomycetes; Synchytriales; Synchytriaceae
Exons: 11
Coding region: 1-2178 (725 amino acids)
Biological process (GO): proteolysis
Cellular component (GO): cytosol
Molecular function (GO): serine-type endopeptidase activity; oligopeptidase activity
Source: RefSeq, a predicted model, not a curated record
AUGGCAAUCACUACUACCAGUAAUACUCAUGGCGUGUCGCCUUUUACUUAUCCAGCGAUUCGACGUGAUGAAACUCUUGUAGAGAACCUUCAUGGCCAACAAAUCGCAGAUCCAUAUCGCUUCUUAGAGGAUCCAGAUUCGGCUGAAACCAAGGCAUUUGUUGAAAGCCAAAACAAGUGCUUUCAAGACUUUAUUGGAACGUCUGCACUGCACGACAAGUUUGAAAAGAGACUCACGGAAAUGUUCAACUAUGAACGUGUUGGAUGUCCAUUCAAACGUGGAGACUCUUAUUACUACUUCCACAACUCUGGUUUGCAGGCUCAGAGUGUUUUGUACAAACAAGACUCUCUGGAUGGUGAACCUCGUGUGUUUUUCGAUCCCAACACACUCUCUGACGAUGGAACAGUAUCCCUCAACACAUACUCAUUCACCGAAGACGGCAAAUACUUUGCCUAUGGGAUAUCAGCUUCUGGUUCCGACUGGGUAACAAUCCACGUCCGUAAAACCGCCGACGCAACCCCUGAAGACGUUGAACCAAAGCCAACUGAAUGGGCCAAAUUCACAGGAAUUCAAUGGACGCAUGACGAUUUAGGAUACUUUUAUAAUCGAUACCUCCCACCAUCAAAGAUUCCAAAUAAUAAUGAUAAGGGUACUGAGACGGAUACUAACAAGAACCAAUUGUGUAUGUAUCAUAAGCUAGGAACUGAUUCGGAGAAUGAUGUCUUGAUUUACAAGGAUGAGACUGAACCCGAUCACAUGUUCAGCGCUGAAGUCUCUGAUGAUGGCAAAUACCUAAUCAUGUCCACGGUCCAAAGCUGUGAUCCAGAAACCAAGGUCUACGUUGCUGAAAUUGAUCCAAAGGGUAUUGUCGCAGCUCCGACAUGGAAUAAGAUUGUUGAUGAUUUCAAGGCCGAGUUCAGCUACAUCACGAACGACGAAACAGUCUUUUACUUUGUAACAACUCUCAACGCUCCCCGCAAACGAAUCGUGAAAUUUGAUCUCAACAAUCCUGUACUGGGCAUGGUUGAAGUCAUUCCUCAAUCCCAGGACGUACUCCAACAGGCACGAGUCGUUGACCACAACAAGCUUAUAAUCGUAUACCUGCACGAUGUAAAACAUAUCGCACGCCUCUACUCCCUACCAUCUGGUGACCCAUUAUCACCAGCAGAGCUGCCUCUAGCUACAGGAUCAAUAGUAGCAUCAAUGACAUGUCGUAAAGAAGGCACCGACGUAUUUUAUCAAACCACGUCGUACUUGACUCCAGGAAUGAUUACGAGGUUUGAUUCCAAGACUAUGACUUCUUCGGUAUUUAAGACUACCAAGAUUGCUGGAUAUGAUGCUAGUUUGUAUGAGACGAAACAAGUGUGGUAUGAGAGUACUGGUGGUGUUAAGGUUCCCAUGUAUAUUAUUGCUCGAAAAGGGAUAAAGCUGGACGGUAGCAAUCCGACUCUACUCUACGGUCAGUCAUCUGGCGCCAUUCGCUACGGUGGUUUUAAUAUAUCGAUCUUGCCUUCGUUUUCGGUCACUUGGCUGACGUUUAUACAGCAUAUGCAUGGUGUCGUUGCUGUAGCCAACUUACGUGGAGGUGCAGAAUUUGGAGAAGAAUGGUACAAGGACGGGAAACUUGACAAGAAGCAAAACGUAUUCGACGACUUCAUCAACGCCGCCAAAUAUCUCAUCUCCGAAAAGUACACCAACUCUUCCAAACUCACCAUCAACGGUGGAUCAAACGGUGGUUUACUAGUUGGAGCCUGUACAAACCAAGCCCCCGAUAUCUUCGGUUGUAGUAUAGCUGACGUUGGCGUUAUGGACAUGGCCCGCUUCCACAAAUUCACAAUCGGCCACGCAUGGGUAUCAGACUAUGGAAAUCCAGACAAGAAGGAGGAUUUCGAAACUUUGAUUAAAUACUCACCGCUUCAUAAUGUCAAGAAUCAGACAUAUCCUGCUUAUCUAUUAUGCACGUCCGACCACGACGAUCGCGUGGUUCCGUUGCAUUCACACAAGCUGAUAGCAACGUUGCAGCAUGUUGCUGGGCAGACCAAUGUGCAGCCUCUUAUGAUUCGUAUUGAGACUAAGGCUGGGCAUGGUGCUGGAAAGAGCACAAAGCAACGCAUUGAAGAAGCGUCCGACAAGUUCGCAUUCAUGGCUCAAGCAUUGAAGCUUGAAUGGUUUGAAUAG